This is a messenger RNA of Eurytemora carolleeae, 530 nucleotides long. RefSeq lists its product as uncharacterized. The transcript is spliced from 7 exons. NCBI's taxonomy places the organism in Eukaryota, Metazoa, Arthropoda, Copepoda, Calanoida, Temoridae. The record is from RefSeq and is a predicted model, not a curated record. Bases 131 to 517 code for a protein of 128 amino acids.
UAAUUGAUGGAUUGAGUUUAGACACUACUUCAAGCAUAAGGAAUUAUUUAACCUUCUCGCAAACAAUCCUAAAUUGUUUGAUGAAAGUUUCGACUCAGUUGAAAAGAAAAUAAAAUAUUUGCUUGGAACGAUGAACGUGAGCCUGCACAGAAUAUCAAAAACUCCUGACUCUCUUCAGAGUUCUCUCGACUUUUACCACACCAGAUAUGAGUUUCUGCUACGGAGUGGUUUCUAUAGACAUCCUGAUGCUAACCAACAAGGAAUGAAGUUAGUUGAAGCGGAACCUGAAUUAACCAAGAUAAUCUUAAAAUCAGAUUCAGAGUUCCUAGAAAAAUGUUCACCCAACAUAACCCUAGAAGAGUUGAAUGCAUUUAAGUCCAUUCUCUACAUUGAUCAGGAGGAGAAAAGUAAGGACCUAACUGAUACUGACAUGUUGACUGAUGUAGAGUUUAUAAGGAAGGAAGACGAUCGGUUCAGCGGCACUUACAAGGGUAAAAAGAGAUCAUUAAAGAAAUAAUAUUUUCAGAAAA